Molecule: messenger RNA, 1491 nt
Organism: Annulohypoxylon truncatum
Lineage: Eukaryota; Fungi; Ascomycota; Sordariomycetes; Xylariales; Hypoxylaceae
Product: UBC-like protein
Exons: 2
Source: RefSeq, a predicted model, not a curated record
CGUGUCGCAUCAAUCCAGGAACACCGAAUUAUGUACCUACAUCAAGACAACCUGGCCUCGUCUCCUAGAACAUAAGGAAUCUCACAAUUGUAACACCACCGUCCGACCUGUCCGAACUAGAAACCAGUACUCAAAUCCUUCAUAUUCUAGGAUCUGCAUAUAUCGCCUUAUUAGAACUACCUCUAUUCUAUUCGUCUCAUUCGUCUCAUCCCAUGAUGAUCUACUAGUAGUGACCAAUUACCACCCUGCUGAUAGAAUAGAUACAUCGCAAAUUACCACCACCAGCCAGCAUGGCCACCGCAAAGUUCAACACUAAAUCCCCCACCAUCCGCCGCAUAUUAAAAGAAGCCGCCGAGCUCUCCACCUCUCCAUCGCCAGACUACACAGCCUCCCCCCUAGAAUCCGACCUCUUCGAAUGGCACUUCACCCUCCGCGGACCCCCUAACUCCUCCUUCGCCGACGGUCUGUACCAUGGCCGCAUCGUGCUUCCGCCCACGUACCCCCUCCGCCCCCCCUCCUUCCGCUUCACCACCCCGAGCGGGCGCUUCGAAGCCAACCGGGAGAUCUGCCUGAGCAUCAGUGGCCACCACGAAGAGACCUGGCAGCCGGCGUGGGGGGUGCGCACGGCGCUGGUCGCGCUGCGCUCCUUCAUGGAGACGGACGCGCGCGGCCAGCUCGGCGGCCUCGACACCAGCGACGCCGUGCGGCGCAAGCUGGCCGCCGAGAGCGGCUCCUGGCGCUGCGCGACCUGCGCCCGCACCAACGCCGAGAUCAUCGCCGAGUGCGAGGAGCGCUGCAAGGAGCUCGACGCCGGGGAAAAGGCGAGGCGGGAGGAGGUCGAGGUCCCCGCCGAGCUGAAGAUGGGCUUCCGCGACGAGAUGGAGAAGGCGAAGGCGCAGGCUGCCGGCGACGAGGGCGCGAGGGAGGACGCCGAGAGUGCGGAGCUGGCCGAGGGCUUUGUCCAGACGGUGCCUGAUCGGGAGAUCUUGCGGCCGACGCCUACGACGGCGGCUCCGCGGGCUGCUCAGCCGGCGCAGGGGGUGCCGGCGCCUACGGGUCGAACGCCAUUACCGGAUCCGGUGGGCCAGGGCAUAUCGACGCCGGUUAGGCGACCAAUGAGCCCGAACGCGGGGGUGCCUCCCUGGAUCGAUUAUGCUAUCGCGUCGCUGGUGAUCAUGUUAAUCGCCAUGCUUCUGAAGGUUUUAUUGAGCUGAGUUCCAGCAAUUCAAGAACAGGCAUCGGGAAUCGGCGUUACUACUGGCUGGCAGGAUACAGGCGUGGCUGUUAUUGUUAUUAUUCGCUGUCAUGGGAAUUGAUACCACGAAUUGUAUUAGAUUCUAACCCUUCAAGAAAUUAGCAGUCCGAUUUUUUUGAGAAUACCUGUGACUGGCAUCUCGUUACCUUGCUGUUAGAUACAUCAGCUGCGUUAGCUGAGCACAAGAUAAGUUUGCAAUUAUUGAGGCAGAAGUUAAACCGAGAAUAAUGAGUCGA